ACUCUCUCCUUGUGGUCAACCGCACUCCAUCAGCUGUCAAGCGGAUUACCUAAAGCCUGUACAGACCAAGCGGCUGCUUUGGCAAUGGUGCUGGUGGUAAAAUGAUCAACAUUUAAUGUGGGAGACAUUUAGACGGCGUUCAUAGUAACCGACAGCACCUGCAAACAGAGGUAAACUCCGUUGUCAUCUUUACCUUAAUGCUGCAAAGGAUGAAUCCCCGAGGAACCAAACAAGCAUGUCGGGAAUAGAAGCGCAAAGGACAACGAAAACGCUGAAGUAGGCGCACCACGCCUUUGUGCGUUUUCUGAGCCUAUAGACUGCAAACCGGUGUGUACGCUGCCCCACAGUCGGAUGUGUUUGAAUACUGCGCACCCAUGCGCUUAUUUCAGCUGAGAAAGGACAGCCGAUGGACAAUGAUGUCAGCGCUGUGGACUUAGCGGAGGCUCUGAACGCUACAACUUUAAGGGGCCGUUCACACCGAACGUGUUUUUGAAUCCGUCCGCGCUGUUUUGUAAUAAUUUUCCAACGUAAACAUGCGCUAGUCGGCCGUUUUUGACAGUUGCGUCUUUUCAGCAUCUCUCGCAGGAGCGCCGCGGUUUUUAAACGCAGUAUCAACUUCAGUUGUUACAAACGCGUCUCGAGACACCUGCGUUCUGUUAUAUUCGUUGCGCCGCGUCUUGCUGUUGUUGUUUUAUUCAGAAUCUCGCGCAGGAGAGCCACGUUUUUUAGACGCUGUGUCAAGUAAACAAAUAACGUUAGCUGUUAACGUGUCUCGAGACACCUGCGUUUGGUUGAAUUCGUUGCGCUGCGUCUCUGUCGUUUUUUUAGCAUCUCGCGCAGGAAUGCCGCGUUUUUUAGACGCCGUGUCAAGUAAACAAAUAACGUAAACUGUUAAAAACCUGCCUCGAAUCGCUGUUUCUUUCUUUCUUUUAUCUUUCCAGCAUCUCGCGCAGGACUGCCGCGUUUUUAGACGCUGUGUCAAGUAAACAAAUAACAUCAACUGUUAAAACGUGUCUCGAAUCGCUGUUUUUUUUUUUUUUUUUUCAGCAUCUCGCGCAGCAGUGUCGCGUUUUUAGACGCAAUAUAAGGUACACAAAUAACGUAAGCUGUUAACGUGUCUCGAGACACGAGCGUUCGGUUCGUUGCGCUGCGUCUCGCUGUUUUUUUAUUUAUGCAUCUCGCGCAGGAGAGCCAUUUAUUUUAGACGCAGAGUGAAGUAAACAAAUAACGUAUACUGUUAUAAACGCGUCUCGAGACACCUGCGUUCGGUUACAUUCGUUGCGCAACGUCUCGCUGUUGUUGUUGUUGUUGCUUUGUUGUUGUUUUCAGUGUCUUGCGCUGGAGCGCCGCGUUUUUAGAUGCAGUGUUAAAAAGAACAUCAACUUUUAAAAAUGCUUUCGGGACCAUAGAACUGCUGUGGAGCUUUAAUUGCAAACAAACAAGCCAUUUUGCGUCACUUGACGUUUAAAUUAAACUGGCUACUCUGGAGAAUACGUCGCUGUGUUAAGGCAUAGGGUACGCAUGUUGUGUUAAAGUUAGCACAGGCUUCUAAGAAUAUAGUUGCUGUCGGGCAUCGGUUUAACUCCACGAUCCAUUAUGCUGUCCACUUGGCACGCUAGUCAACCUUGACGCCACCGAAAUGCUGCCGGGCUCGAUUCAGAUAACGGGAGAGGCGCUGUCCGGUGCUGAAAUCAAAGAUAUAUGCGACAGUCUGAAAGAGAACAGUGUGCGACUUCUGUCUGUACGCGGAUGUCAGCUGUCUGAUCGAGACUUUGGCCGUGUGUGUCGCGGCGUUUCAGAGUCGCAUUCUCUCGCGCAACUGAACCUGAACCUCGGUGUGGUGUCCACCAUCAACCGGACGAAGCAGCUGGCAGAUGCGCUGAAGGCCAACAGAUCCAUCCAGACACUCUUUCUCCAUGGGAGUCCACUGUUAGAUGCAGGAUUGGUCACUCUGAACACAGCUCUCUCCACUCACCCAUCACUGGUGUCAUUGGACUUGGGCGACUGCAUGCUGGGUGAUGAAGCUGUGCGUCUCAUUUGUGGCAUGCUACCUCCGGAUGGAGCCAAAUCAGGGCUUAAAGAGCUUACACUGAGUGCCAACCCGGCCAUCAGCAGCCAGGGUUGGGCUCGACUGGCCAUCGCCGUGGCUCACAGCUCACAGUUACGGGUCCUCAACCUUGACUACAAUCCCUUAGGGGAUCACAUUGCUGGAAUGUUGGCUGUCGCUGUUGCAUCCAGUCGAACUCUGGAAGUUCUGGAUAUGGAGGGAACUGGUCUCAGCAAUCAGUCAGCACAGGUCUUCCUAGACAUGGUGGAGAACUACCCCACCAGCCUGCGUGUGCUAGUUCUGGCAGAGAAUGACAUCAGCCCUGAGCUGCAGCAGCAGAUCUCAGAUCUGCUCUCUGAAGGAGAGGAGGAGGAAGAUAAAGACGGAGAGGCCCGCGGAAGCUCGGUGGCCCCCAGAGAGAAACCGGCCUGGGUUCCCCACAGCAUAACUGCUUCUAAGAGGCUGGGGAACAAGGGAAGUACAGAAACUCACAUUUCUUAUGCAAUAUUUAGGACAGAUCCGAUACUGUUUAUGAAAUAGAGAUUUCUAAUAAUGGCCAGGUUGCGAGUUGUUCUCUGUGCUGUAUAUCCUGAAGUCAUUAUACAGUUCUCCCAAAAAUGAACUUUCUGUCAUUAUUUACUCACCCUCAUGUUGUUCCAAACCUCUGUUGAACACAAAAGAUAUUUUUUAUAAUUUUCAAAUAAUAUCUUGGUUGCUUUAUUGCCACAUAAUUAAAGUAAAUGGAGACUAGGGGAGUAUCAAGCUCCAAAAUGACAAAAAGAAGGACUAUAAAAUCAUCAUUAAAGAAGUCAGAUGAUCCCUGAGCUCAGCAUGUAUUUUCGACAGUGUUUUUGCAGUGUUUUUUGUCCUUUUCUGAGAAGAAGGUAAAAUGAUCAGUGAAUAGCAGCUUAAAUUAUCAGCUUAAAUUUGAGUCACACAAAGCUUUCGUAUGGCUUCUUAAGACUUGGAAUGUAGCACUAAAGUCAUAUGGAUUACUUUUAUGGUGUUUUUUUUUUUAAUUUUGGAGCUUGACAAUCCCAGUCCCCAUUCACUUUCAUUAAAUGGAAAACAACAGCCAGCAAAUUCUUCAAAUAAUUCUCCUGUGUUUCAAGGAAGAGAGAAAGUCAUACAUGUUUGGAACAACAAUACAUGAUGACAGAAUUUUCAUUUUUGGGUGAACUAUCCCUUUAAGGAAGAAUCUUUAGUGGACAAAGACUAGCAGUUCAGAAAUGGUUUAGCCUUUUUCCUGGCCUCUUUAGAAUUAUUUCAAACAUUUACCAAAUUGUCUCUGAACCUUACAGACUCAUCCAGAUCCCAGAUGGUCCUGAUGACAUCAGGACUGGGUGAGAGCUUUUUGGCAGAGACAGAGAUGUGAUACUGGAGCUGCCUAUGUUUUGUGUUUGCACUGCCCGACUGCUGCAAGACCUCCAGUUAGCGUGCAACCUCUAACACCGCAUGACCUGUAGCACUUAGAAGAAGAUAGUUCGAAGCUGGAGCAACAACCUUAAACACCAAGUGACUUAUAAUACGCAAUAGUGAAUGAUUUAUUUUACAGAUAUACAGUCUAUUUAUAAAUAAGUGUUUAACCAAUAAGUAUACUCAGUUAGAUCAGCUGUAUAUGGUUGAUGUGAUGGCCUGAUGUCUGAAUAAAUAUGUUUACACAUUUUUAAAUGCUUGUUGGUUCUCGUUGUGUCCAACACCUGACUGAUAAAAAUGAUAAGAACUACAUUAGUGAUGCAAAUAACAGGAGAACGAGUCCUAAAGAGUCAACAUGUGAUCCGAAAAUAUCACAGAAGCACUACAAAAUUAUGUGAGUCCUUUAGCAUUUUUAUUUUGUAUCACACAUUUGCUUUUCAUGACACUACGAUUAAGUUUAGGUUUAAGAUUUAUGGUAGGGAGGUUGGUUUUGUUGAUUUAAAACUUGACAGAGCAUUAAAGGGAAAGUUCACCCAAAAAUGAAAAUUCUCUCAUCAUUUACUCAAUUUGAUGCCAUCCCAGAUGUGUAUGACUUUCUUUCUUCUGCUGAACACAAAUUAAGAUUUUUAGAAGAAUAUCUCAGCUCUGUAGGGCCAUACAAUGCAUGUAAAUGGUGACCAGAAAUUUUAAGCUCCAAAAAGCACAUAAAGGCAGCAUGAAAAUAAGCCAUACAACACCAGUGGUUUAAUCCAUGUCUUCAGAAGCGAUAUGACAGGUGUGGGAAUAUUUAAUUUAAUUGAAUCUUUUAAAACUAUAAAUUCUCCUCCCUGCCCAGUAGGAGAAAGUGGAGAUUUCUAGUCACAAUUCACUUGCAUUGUAUGGACCCACAGAGCUGAAAUAUUCUUCUAAUAAUCUGUUUGGGGGGACAAUUUAAUUUGCUUUUAGGGCCACACAGUAGAUAUUUUGAAACUGUUGUGGUCAAUAUGAACCACAUAAUAUCAUUUAGUCAUUUUAAUUUUCACUAAAUGAGAUCAAACUGAAAAUGGUUUGACCAAGACAAAAUGAUCUCCUGUGUUUACACACUGUAUCUCCUUUUAAAAUCAGGAAGUUGGGGUGAGAUGUCUUGAAGGGCAUACAGAAAUAGCUUUUUGUGAUAAGCUUUUCAAGACAUCAAAUUGUAAAAAUUA
Molecule: messenger RNA, 4650 nt
Organism: Xyrauchen texanus (razorback sucker)
Lineage: Eukaryota; Metazoa; Chordata; Actinopteri; Cypriniformes; Catostomidae
Product: leucine-rich repeat-containing protein 73-like
Exons: 6
Coding region: 1640-2587 (315 amino acids)
Molecular function (GO): protein binding
Source: RefSeq, a predicted model, not a curated record